AUGGCCGAGGCUUGUGGCCGUCUUAAGUACAUCGAGCUGGAAAAUUACAAGUCAUAUAAAGGGAGACAAGUCAUUGGUCCGUUUCGAACAUUUACGGCUAUUAUCGGACCGAAUGGGUCAGGCAAGUCAAACCUGAUGGAUGCCAUCAGUUUUGUUUUGGGGGAAAACACCCGUCAUCUCCGCGUUCGGCGAUUGAACGAUCUAAUACAUGGGUCGGUGGUGGGAAAACCUGUUUCCAAGUCGGCUUCCGUGACAGCCGUUUACGAAAUGCCUGAUGGUGAAGAGAUAAGGUUCAGUCGAGUGAUUCAUGGCAACACUUCAGAAUACAGAAUUAAUGGCGCAGCUGUUAGAGUCGAUGAAUACGCCGCGGCUCUUGAGAAGAUUCAUAUUUUCAUGAAGGUGAAGAAUUUCCUAGUAUUUCAAGGCGCUGUGGAAAGUAUUGCCAUGAAAAACGCACGAGAAAGAUGCCAGAUGUUCGAAGAGAUCAGCAAGUCUGCUGAACUCAAAGAAGAGUACGAUAGCGCCAAAUUAGAAAUGCAUAUGCUGGAAGAAAACACUACACUAAACCUGAACAAAAAGAAAGGCAUCGUCGCGGAGCGUAAAGAGGCCAAGUUUGAAAUCGAUGAGGCUGAACGCUACAGGAAGCUGCAGCAAGACCUGGCGCUGAAGCGCACGGAACUCCAUCUGUUCAAGCUUUACUAUAACGAUUUGGAAAUCAGGCGGGUUCGUGAGGAGCUGAAGCAACGUGAAGAGCUAUUGGCCUCUGAACACGAACAACGACAGUCUAUUGAAGAAGAAAUGAAAGAGAAACGUCGUGAAUUGGGAAAAGUUAAUCGCGACCAGUCAUCAGUGGAGCAAGAGAUUAAAAAAUGUGAACAAAAGAUUGGCAAGCGAAGACCGGAGUUCAUCAAAGUGUCACAGCUUCUGCGACAUGUGACAGAAAAACACAAGGAAUCCAAAAAAUCUCUGGAGAAUGCCAAGCAGUUGCACAGCAGUCAUCUCCAGGAAAUUGCUCAGCUUGAAGCCGAAUCUGAAAAGAUUUCUUCCCUGAAGAGAGAAUAUGAACAACAGCAAACAAAAAAGUCCUUGGAACAGGGUAUUAACCUUGAACUAGAAGAGACACAGCUAAAUGAAUAUCAUCGUUUGAAACAGAAGGUCGCUGAGCGAACUUCUCAUCUCUCCGCGGUUUUGGAUGGGUUGAAUCGUGAAUACAACGAGCAGAAGGAUCUGUAUGAUGCCCUUGAUCGGCGUAAAAAUGAGAUCGAAAGCUCUCUUAAACGCAAAGAAACCGAGCUCAAUGAAAAUAAGAAACGUUUACAGAAGCUGAUGGAGUACAUUGAUCCCUCAACCGUAGCACCCUUUCGGUGCCUAUCUGCCAUGCCACCAGAACUAAAUGAAUAUCAUCGUUUGAAACAGAAGGUCGCUGAGCGAACUUCUCAUCUCUCCGCGGUUUUGGAUGGGUUGAAUCGUGAAUACAACGAGCAGAAGGAUCUGUAUGAUGCCCUUGAUCGGCGUAAAAAUGAGAUCGAAAGCUCUCUUAAACGCAAAGAAACCGAGCUCAAUGAAAAUAAGAAACGUUUACAGAAGCUGAUGGAGUACAUUGAAUCAAGCAAUCGUGCAAUCACUGAGCAACGUGAGACUGAAAAGGCUAUUCGGGAAGAAGUGGAACAGGCAACCAGGCGUAUAGACGAAAUCAAUACGGAGUUAGAAGCUGUUGUUUGCCAGUUAGGCGAAGCCAAAGUCGAGCGACACGAAUCCUCGCGAGCAGCAAAAAAACAAGAGUUAAUUGAAAACCUCAAAAGAUUGUUCCCUGGUGUGCAUGGGCGCUUGCUGGAAAUGUGCCAACCAUCACAUCGACGCUAUCAAGUUGCCAUAACAAAAGUGCUUGGGAAAUAUAUGGACGCAAUUGUGUGCGAUAGCGAGAAAACCGCUAAAGAAUGCAUUCAGUACAUGAAAGAUCAAAGAAUAGAGCCGGAGACGUUCCUUCCUCUUGAUUUUCUCGAUGUGAAGCCAAUUGAUGAACGCCUGCGAGAAAUCAGCGAUCCACCAAAUGUACACUUGGUCAUCGAUGUUAUCCAGUGUGACCCAAUCAUUGUGAAGAAGGCACUAACCUUCGCGUGUGGUAAUGCUUUGGUAUGUGAAACCGUGGAGCAUGCGCGCUACGUGGCUUAUCAGACUGGUGAACGCAAAAAG
Molecule: messenger RNA, 2193 nt
Organism: Opisthorchis viverrini
Lineage: Eukaryota; Metazoa; Platyhelminthes; Trematoda; Opisthorchiida; Opisthorchiidae
Exons: 14
Biological process (GO): sister chromatid cohesion
Cellular component (GO): nucleus; cohesin complex; chromosome
Molecular function (GO): ATP binding; protein binding; DNA binding
Source: RefSeq, a predicted model, not a curated record